AUGCUGAACCAAACAGAGGUCAGUGAAUUCCUCCUUUUGGGUCUCACCAAUAUCCAGGGGCUGCAGCACUUUUUCUUCACCUCCUUUCUGCUGCUCUACUCGGCCACUCUUCUGGGAAACAGCAUCAUUGUGAUCGUGGUGAUAUCUGAGCCCCGGCUCCACACACCAAUGUACUUCUUCCUGGGGAACCUGUCCUGCCUGGAUAUGUUCCUCUCCACAGUCACUGUUCCGAAGAUGUUGACUGGCUUCCUCUUCGGGCACCAGCCCAUCUCUUUUGGGGGGUGCCUGGCCCAGCUGCACUUCUUCCACUUCCUGGGCAGCACAGAGGCAGUGCUCCUGGCCGGGAUGGCCUACGACCGAUACGUGGCCAUUUGCAACCCUCUGCACUAUGCCCUGGUCAUGAGCCCACGGACUUGUCUGCUGCUGGCUGUGGCCAGCUGGUCCACUGGGUUUGUACAUGCUGUGAUGCACUCAGUCAUGACCUCUCAGCUGAGUUUCUGUGGCCACAACCAAAUUCAGCACUUCUUCUGUGACAUCAAGCCACUGCUGAAUUUGGCUUGCAGUAGGACCAGACUCAACAUGACACUCCUCAAUGUUGUUACCACAUCUGUUGUUUUAGGGCCCUUCACUCUCGUAGUCCCUUCCUACCUCUAUAUUAUCUCCUUCCUCUUCUAUAAAGUCCAGUCCCAGGAAGGAAGAUGGAAACUCUUCUCCACCUGUGCCUCCCAUCUCACUGUUGUAGUACUGUUUUAUAUUCCAGUGCUCCUCAAUUACACACCACCCUCCUCAGGAAACCCCACUCAAAUGGAUGUGCAAGUGACUCUCAUAUACAGUGCUGUCACUCCAGCUCUGAACCCCUUAAUCUACACACUUAGGAACCAGGAGGUGAAAACUGCCCUGAAAAAAACCUUACGGAGAAAAGUCUUUCCUGGAGGAAAGUGACUGAAACAAGGAGAAGACUCAGAAUAUGGC
Manacus vitellinus (golden-collared manakin) is the source of this 972-nucleotide messenger RNA. RefSeq names its product olfactory receptor 12D2. Gene Ontology annotation, cellular component: membrane. Gene Ontology annotation, biological process: G protein-coupled receptor signaling pathway. The record is from RefSeq and is a predicted model, not a curated record. NCBI's taxonomy places the organism in Eukaryota, Metazoa, Chordata, Aves, Passeriformes, Pipridae. The transcript has a single exon. Gene Ontology annotation, molecular function: G protein-coupled receptor activity; olfactory receptor activity. Bases 1 to 942 code for a protein of 313 amino acids.